Mesocricetus auratus (golden hamster) is the source of this 1176-nucleotide messenger RNA. RefSeq names its product glutathione S-transferase omega 2 (gene Gsto2). NCBI's taxonomy places the organism in Eukaryota, Metazoa, Chordata, Mammalia, Rodentia, Cricetidae. The transcript has 7 exons. Gene Ontology annotation, molecular function: glutathione transferase activity; glutathione dehydrogenase (ascorbate) activity. Gene Ontology annotation, biological process: glutathione metabolic process; L-ascorbic acid metabolic process. Gene Ontology annotation, cellular component: cytoplasm. The coding region runs from base 313 to 1059 and encodes 248 amino acids. The record is from RefSeq and is a predicted model, not a curated record.
CCGGUUGACUUCACAAACGGGACAACUAGCGUGCUCGUUCCGGGCGGGGCCACCCGUGCGCAGGCCACCGCCAGACCCCGGCAGCUGCUCGCGGCCUUCCUGGAGGAUGUGAGGAGACACGAUGCUGAGAGUGCUGUUGACGGUUGAGAAGGUCAAUUUGGGUCUGGAGGGAGCGCAACUGUACCUGGAGCCAGCAGCAGCAGCAGCAGCAGCAGCAGCAGCAGCAGCAGCAGCAGCAGCAGCAGCAGCAGCAGAGAGCCACAAGGGGGCGACUGUGAGCUUUUGGAUACUGCGUAGACUCUAUGGAGAUUGAUGUCUGGGGAUGCGACCAGAAGCUUGGGGAGAGGCAGCUCUCCCCCAGGGCCGGUCCCCGAGGGUGUGAUCCGCAUUUACAGCAUGAGGUUCUGUCCUUACUCGCACAGGGCUCGCCUGGUCCUCAAGGCCAAAGGCAUCAGGUAUGAAGUUAUCAACAUUAACCUGAAGAACAAGCCUGAGUGGUACUUUACAAAACACCCUUUUGGCCAGAUCCCUGUCCUGGAGAACAGCCAGGGUCAACUUAUCUAUGAAUCCGUCAUCGCUUGUGAGUACCUGGAUGACCUCUACCCAGGAAGGAAGCUGUUUCCAUUCGACCCUUAUGAACGAGCUCGCCAAAAGAUGUUACUGGAACUAUUCUGUAAGGUCCCUCACUUAGCCAAGGAAUGUCUGGUAGCGCUGAGAUGCGGGAGAGAGUGUAUGGAUCUGAAGACUGCCCUGCGUCAGGAGUUCCGCAACCUGGAAGAGGUUCUUGAAUAUCAGAACAUCACGUUCUUUGGUGGAGACCGUAUAUCCAUGAUUGAUUACCUCUUCUGGCCCUGGUUUGAGCGUCUGGAUGUAUAUGGACUAUCUGACUGUGUGAGUCACACCCCGAUGCUGCGGCUCUGGAUAUCCACCAUGAAGCAGGACCCCACAGUCUGUGCCCUGCUCACCGACAAGAACAUCUUCCUAGGCUUUCUGCAUCUCUAUUUUCAGAACAACCCUUGUGCCUUUGAUUUCGGCCUGUGCGCCCCAGCCAUUCGGUGACUGCUGCGGCCGCCAGGAUUCUCAGCCUAUGUGACUCUGCAUCCCAGCUGCCUGGGGGACCAAUGCAUUUCUGUUCUGUUCUUUUUGGAGGUCUUUAAUAAACAUGGAAAUGUAAAA